Molecule: messenger RNA, 750 nt
Organism: Cladophialophora yegresii CBS 114405
Lineage: Eukaryota; Fungi; Ascomycota; Eurotiomycetes; Chaetothyriales; Herpotrichiellaceae
Product: vesicle-associated membrane protein 7
Exons: 2
Coding region: 1-750 (249 amino acids)
Biological process (GO): vesicle-mediated transport
Cellular component (GO): membrane
Source: RefSeq, a predicted model, not a curated record
AUGGCCUCAAGUUCAGGCCAGUCAAACCAGUUGCUCUAUGCAUGCAUCGCCCAUGGCACGACCAUCCUGACCGAGCACACCUCACCCGGCACGUCAUCGUCGUCGGCCUCGUCUCUCGCCUCAGUCAUCCUCCCUAAAAUCUCCCAUGCUAGUCCAGCAAAGCUCACGUAUACACACGAUCGGCUGUUCGUGCACUAUAUAGCCGACUCUCCUUCGUCGACCUCGAAUGGCUCGGACGAACAGCUUUCAAGCCAUGCAGCUCUCACCUACCUCGUGGUGGCACAGACGGAGAUGGGACGGCGCAUACCCUUCGCUUUCCUGCUCGAACUCAAGAAGAAGUUCCUGACGCAAUACAAGCCUGAGUCGACGGACUUUCAGUCUCUCCCGGCGUACGGCACGGCAGCGUUCAACUCCACGCUCAAGGCCAUGAUACAGCAAUACAACACGGCGCCUCCCAGCGACGCGCUCACGAACGCACGCAAAGAAAUUGACAGUGUACGGGAUAUCAUGACGGAGAACAUUGAGCGGGUGCUGGAGAGAGGGGAAAGGAUUGAUCUGUUGGUGGAUAAGACUGAUCGGCUUGGAGGUAGCGCAAGGGACUUUCGGGUACGAAGUAGGGGGCUUAGGCGACAGAUGUGGUGGAAGAACGUUCGGGUCAUGGUACUGCUGGUGGUUGUGGUUAUCUUCCUGAUCUAUCUGUUCGUUGGGUUUGGCUGUGGUCUGCCAGCGUGGAGCAAAUGUGUGGGAUAA